Cuscuta europaea is the source of this 1287-nucleotide messenger RNA. Lineage: Eukaryota; Viridiplantae; Streptophyta; Magnoliopsida; Solanales; Convolvulaceae. The record is from the annotation of a GenBank genome assembly.
CCCAACUCUCUAUAUCCUGGAUCUGCCCUAAUCCAUCAUAAUAUAUUACCCUCUCAAGAAUAAUUAACGUUAAUUCUGUACGCACAUAUUAUAGCGCGCGGACGAAUGAAAUAAAACCAUAAAUGCGUUCCUGAAGCAGCAGAGAAUUGAAGAUGUUCUCACGGAUUUUCGGGAAUAAACCGAAUAAGAACGCCCAAAAUGAAGGCAGCCUUACUACUAUUGUUAAAUUAACCGAGACACUGACGAUGCUGGAGAAGAAGGAGAGUCUACUCCAAAAGAAGGCAUCCGAAGAAUUUGAAAGGGCCAAAGAAUUCACAAGAAUUAAGAACAUGAGAGCGGCAAAACAAUGCUUGAAAAGGAAAAGACUAUUUGAGCAGCAAAUUGAGCAGCUAGGGAAUUUCCAGUUGCGCAUCCAUGAUCAGAUGAUAAUGAUAGAAGGAGCAAAAGCCACGUCUGAAACAGUUGAGGCCCUUAGAACUGGUGCUGCUGCAAUGAGAUCUAUCCACAAAACAAUGAAUGUGAGUAAUGUGGACAAUACAUUGGAAGAAAUAAAUCAACAAACAGAGGACACAAGGCAGAUACAGGAAGCAUUGGCUGUUCCAUUUGCUGACAUUGAUGAGGAUGAAUUGGAGGCGGAGCUUGAAGAACUAGAAAGUGCUGGACUGGAAGAUGAGCUUCUUCAGCCUGCAAACACCGGCCGUGCUGCUCCACCGCGUAAUCUAACCACCAGACAAUCAACCAGGCCUUCUGAAGUUGAUCUCCGAAACGACAAGGAUGAUGAUGAAGAAGAACUUGUUGCAUUGCAGAAAGCAAUUGCUAUUUAGACUUAGCCUGCUUGUGUUAGCUUAACGUCUACUUAUUAGGAUCUAAACACUUUUGGUGUAAUUGUAAGUCAUUACUUGAGCCAGUCUUUAUUUGGAGUGUCGGAAAUGAAAACUUCAAAUUAUAUUGAAACCAUUUUGAACUUCUCACUCUCCCUGUUUUAUCACUACAUUAGGAUUUAGAAUCUCAUCUUCUAAAUCGUUGAUUAAAGAUGUUUUCACUUGGACAAUUAUAAAAUACACAGAGACCAAACACUUAUCAGACCAGUUCAGACUAUAACAGAUCAGAAAAUUCCAGUCCAUGUAAAAACAUUUUAAGAAGAACUCGGGAAAAUUUAUUACAAUAAUAUGAACUAUUGUACAUUAACUUUUAACAAUUGAAACUAUGGAUGUUUUUACUUGGACCAGUGUCGGAACCAGGACUCGUGACUCGCAGGGGCACAAUAACAAAGAAAUGAUAUACUAG